Messenger RNA from Penicillium malachiteum, 1935 nucleotides. RefSeq names its product 5-aminolevulinic acid synthase HemA (gene hemA). The transcript is spliced from 2 exons. Gene Ontology annotation, biological process: heme biosynthetic process. Gene Ontology annotation, cellular component: mitochondrion. The record is from RefSeq and is a predicted model, not a curated record. Bases 1 to 1935 code for a protein of 644 amino acids. Lineage: Eukaryota; Fungi; Ascomycota; Eurotiomycetes; Eurotiales; Aspergillaceae. Gene Ontology annotation, molecular function: 5-aminolevulinate synthase activity; pyridoxal phosphate binding.
AUGGAGGCAAUGCUCCAACAAUCUCGGGCUAUGUGCCCAUUUCUCAAGCGUACCGCUCCUUCAACUCUGCGGACUCUUUCUACCGCUACUCGGCCCAGUGCCGGAGGUGGCACUAUGUCUAAUCUCCAGGUUUUGGCUCGCCGUUGCCCCGUUAUGAGCAAGGCUCUGGCCGUCCAGAGUGCCCGUAUGUGUGGAACCAAGCGCUUCACCUCCUCCGCUGCUGGAGUCCCCAAGCCAUUCCGUGCGCCAACUGAGAAGCGAUCGCUUCAUACUACCGGUGGUCACCCUGCCAGUGUCGCUCCUGGAUCGUAUGAAAAGAACGAACAGGUUCAUCCUAACCUUGCCCGUCCUCUCCGUCCUUCUCCCGAUGCCGAGGCCGCAGUCCACGCCCAACACCCAGGUGCCGAAGCCCCCACUACCCGAUUCGACUACAACUCCUUCUACGAUGGGGAAUUGCAGAAGAAACACAAGGACAAGUCCUACCGCUACUUCAACAACAUCAAUCGCCUCGCCAAGGAAUUCCCCCGGGCCCAUACCGCCUCUGCCGAGGAGCGCGUGACCGUCUGGUGUUCCAAUGAUUAUCUCGGCAUGGGCCGCAACCGACAUGUGCUUGAGUCUAUGCACCGUACUCUCGAUACCUACGGUGCUGGUGCGGGUGGUACUCGUAAUAUCUCUGGCCACAACAAGCAUGCUGUGCAUUUGGAGGACACGUUAGCCAAGUUGCAUGGAAAGGAGGCCGCACUGGUCUUCAGCUCCUGCUAUGUUGCCAAUGAUGCCACUCUUGCGACUCUCGGUAGCAAAUUGCCUGACUGUGUGAUUCUCUCCGAUAGCCUGAACCAUGCCUCUAUGAUCCAGGGUAUCCGACACUCUCAGGCGAAGAAGAUGGUCUUCAAGCAUAAUGACAUGCAAGACUUGGAGACCAAGUUGGCCUCACUACCACUCCAUGUGCCUAAGAUUAUCGCUUUUGAAUCUGUUUACAGUAUGUGUGGAUCUAUUGCUCCCAUUGAGAAGAUCUGUGACUUGGCCGAGAAGUACGGCGCUAUUACUUUCCUGGAUGAGGUGCAUGCUGUUGGUAUGUACGGUCCUCAUGGAGCUGGUGUGGCUGAGCAUCUGGAUUACGAUGUUUAUGCUUCCCAGGAUUCUGCUGCUCCUAAGAGCACCAAGGGAACAGUCAUGGAUCGCAUUGAUAUCAUUACCGGUACCUUGGGCAAGGCGUAUGGCUGUGUUGGCGGCUACAUCGCAGCCUCUGCAAACAUGGUCGACACUAUCCGUUCCUUGGCUCCUGGCUUCAUCUUCACAACUUCCCUGCCUCCUGCCACUAUGGCCGGUGCCGACACUGCCAUCCAGUACCAGGCCCAGGAACCGCGAGAUCGCGUUCUCCAGCAGCUCCACACUCGUGCUGUCAAGUCUGCGCUGAAGGACUUGGAUAUCCCUGUCAUCCCUAACCCAUCUCACAUUGUUCCUCUUCUUGUUGGUGAUGCCGAGGUUGCUAAGCAGGCUUCGGACAAACUGCUUGAGGAACACGGCAUUUAUGUUCAAGCCAUCAACUACCCCACUGUUCCUCGUGGCGAGGAGCGCCUGCGCAUCACGCCUACCCCUGGCCACACCAAGGAACUGCGUGACCACCUGGUCCAGGCUGUUCAAGCUGUCUGGAAUGACCUGGGAAUUAAGCGUACUAGUGACUGGCAAAGCCUGGGCGGCUUUGUUGGCGUUGGUGUCGAGGGUGCCGAGGAGGCUAACCAGCCUAUCUGGGAGGACUCCCAGUUGGGUCUGAACCCGGUUGAGCCUCUCGAAGGUGCCAUCGCUCGUGAGCUGGAGGCUGAAGCCAGUGCUUUCCAAGCUUCUCAGCCCGCGGCGAUCCCCCAUCUCAAGACCGGCGCUCCCAAGGGCACCCGCGCGUACUGUACCAUCGCCGCUCCCGUCGUGGCUGCUUAA